ACGAUAGCAGCAACUACACUCUACACAAGCAAAAAGAGACCAGCUGCUACGUGCAUGCAACAGCAUGAAGGUCAAGGUCCAGAGCUCGAGGAUUGUCAAGCCGCUGUACGACGGCGGCGAGGCGCCGCCGGCGGCGGCGGAGUGGAUGCCGCUCAGCGUGUUCGACACGGUGACGUACGACGAGAACAUCGCCGUCAUCUACGCGUUCAAGCCGCCGAACCCGCCCACGGCGGCGCUGGAGGUUGGUCUGGCGCGGGCGAUGGCGGUGUACCGGGAGUGGGCGGGGCGGCUCGGCGUCGGGCCCGACGGGCGGCGGUCGGUGCUGCUCAACGACGCCGGGGCGCGGUUCGUGGAGGCCGCCGUGGACGCGCCGCUGGCCGUGGCUGUGCCGUUCAGGCCGUCGCCGGAGGUGAAGCGGCUGCACCCGAGCAUCGACGGCGCCGCCCCCGCCGCGGAGGAGCUGCUGCAGGUGCAGGUCACCCGGUUCUCGUGCGGGUCCAUGGUGCUCGGCGUCGCGUCGCACCACAGCAUCGCCGACGGGCAGGCCGCGGCGGACUUCCUGGUGGCGUGGGGGCUCGCCACGCGCCGGCUGCCGGUGGCGCCGCUCCCCGUCCGCGACCGCGCCACCAGGUUCGUGCCGCGGGACCCGCCGCUCGUCGAGUUCCCGCACCGGGAGACGGAGUACACGGCGCCGGCGCCGGCGCCGGCCAAGAAGGACGGCGACGACGACGACGAGGAGCUCGGCUCGGCGGCGCACGACAAGAUCAAGGUGCACAAGGUGCACUUCACCAAAGACUUCGUGUCGCGGCUCAAGGCGCGGGCCUCGUCGGGCCUCCCGCCGUCGCGGCGCGGCUACACCACCUUCGAGAGCCUCGUCGCCCACCUCUGGCGCGCGGUGACCGCAGCGCGGGGCCUCGUCGCCGGCGAGACCACCAAGAUCCGCAUCUCCGUCAACGGCCGUGCCCGCAUGCGCCCGCCCGCCCCGCGCGGCUACUUCGGCAACCUCGUCCUCUGGGCGUUCCCGCGCUGCGACGCCGGCGACCUCGUCUCCCGCACCGUGAAGCACGCCGCCGAGCUCAUCCACCGCGCCGUCGCCGGGGUCGACGACGCCUACCUCCGCUCCUUCGUCGACUUCGCCUCCUCCGGCGCCGUCGAGUCCGAGGGCCUCGUCCCCACCGCCGACACCAACCAGGUGGUGCUCUGCCCUAACCUGGAGGUGGACAGCUGGCUCGGCAUCAGCUUCUACGACCUCGACUUCGGCGGCGGCUGCCCCUUCUACUUCAUGCCGUCCUACCUCCCCAUGGAGGGCACCCUCUUCCUCGUCCCCUCCUUCCUCGGCGACGGCAGCAUCGAGGCCUACGUGCCGCUCUUCGAGAACCAUCUAGAAGCUUUCAAGAAGAUUUGCUACAACAUCGCCUAGCUCGCUACGUACGUACGUACGUAUAGUAAAAAAAAAUCAGCCACAUAAUCCAGCUUUAAUUAAUAUACAAAAUAAUCAUCGAACUUCUGUAACAAGAACAGCACGCGUAUAUACAUAGAGAUCACACUAGCUAGCUGUGUCACUGUUUGUAGAAGCUUAGCCAGUACUUGCUUAAUUUUCCAAAUCUUCGAUAUCGUUAACUUUUAAAUCUAUUUUUAACCAA
Oryza brachyantha (malo sina) is the source of this 1643-nucleotide messenger RNA. RefSeq names its product agmatine coumaroyltransferase-2-like. The coding region runs from base 65 to 1420 and encodes 451 amino acids. Gene Ontology annotation, molecular function: acyltransferase activity, transferring groups other than amino-acyl groups. NCBI's taxonomy places the organism in Eukaryota, Viridiplantae, Streptophyta, Magnoliopsida, Poales, Poaceae. The record is from RefSeq and is a predicted model, not a curated record. The transcript has a single exon.